Aphis gossypii (cotton aphid) is the source of this 3622-nucleotide messenger RNA. Its product is annotated as ATP-dependent DNA helicase pif1-like. Bases 1991 to 2668 code for a protein of 225 amino acids. The transcript has 2 exons. The record is from RefSeq and is a predicted model, not a curated record. Lineage: Eukaryota; Metazoa; Arthropoda; Insecta; Hemiptera; Aphididae.
CCUAUUAACUUCAAUUAUUACUACCUAUCCACCUAAUUCAACAACUUUAUUUAUUCUAAUCAAGAACAACCUUUUGUCUAAAAUGAACUUAAUAUAACGUUAUAAGUUCAAACCUAUGCUCUAAUAAAUUGAAAAAUUAAGUUCGGUACAUGCACAUUAACUGUGUAGUUAAACACUAUAUCCCCCUUCUCUUUAAAAUAAAUGUAUACAUAAUAUAAUAAAUCUAUACUUAAUAAUUAUAAUUAUUAUUGUUUAACUAUUUUUCCCUAGUUACCUGACUACUAUUUAUAAAUAACAGUAAAAUUGUCGGUUCACUGAAAUUUAACAUUCAAAAUAGUAUAAUUGUCGUGUAUAAAUUGAUAAUAUCGCUCCCGAGUUUUUGGGCCCAAAAUUAUUUCCACGAAGACAGUUUUGGAGUUUGCUGUAUAAAACACACCACUGCUGAAAACGCGCCCACUGCAUUCAAAUUUAUUACCAAUGUCAUCCACCAACUAACUUGCACAAAAAUUAGCUGAAAUAGUUGUUACCGAGACAGUGAAAGUAGAAAUUGAAAGAAUUUUUCAAUAAAAAUUUUAUUAUUAAUAUUAGCGGCGAGGUAUACUAUCUGAAUCCAAUUCUUCGAUAAGUGAUAGCAGCAAUUUUCAACUAGCACACCCCACUAGUUAGGUAAUCAUGCUAUAAAUCUGAAAAUAAAAACAACAAUUAAUGUAAAUCCCACAGUUAACUAUUAUAAAUUAAUAACUACGGUAAUUAAUACAUAAUUAAUAAUUACGGUUAUUAGCUUAUACCUUUUUGAUUAUAACAAUCAGUUAGUUGUUUUAAUGCAUAUUUGCAUUUAUUUAGAUCUUUGCUAUUAGCUUUUGCGCAUUCUAUAAAAUUUUUUAAUUCAUCUUCACAUGGUAGUUUGAUAUAUUUUGAUACCACCUUGUCCUAAUAAUAAAUAAAUUAUCAUUAUAAAUAAUAUAUCUUAAUAUAUAUAAAUCUCGUGUCACAAUGUUUGUCCUCAAUGGACUCCUAAACCACUUAACCGAUUUUGAUGAAAUUUUUUACAACGCGUGUAAUUUGGUCCAACUUAAAAGAUAGGAUAGUUUUUAUUUCAAAUUUUUUAAUACAUUAAAUAUUUUAAUUAACUUUUUAAUAAAUUUGUAUGAUUGUACACAAAAGGUACGUUACCAUAGCCACAGUAGGAGCACAGGAACAAUAACUUCAAUUUAUUUUAUUUUAUUUUAUUUAUUUAUUUUCAAUGUGCUAUGAUAACAUGUCACCGAAAAAAUCUAACCUCAACAACGCGAGCAGCAAAGGGUCACGACGCAAACGUGUUGAAAGAGCUCAGCAAUUACCAGAACAAAUCGAAACAAGAAAUGCAGCUCAAAGAAUGAGAAAAUCAAUAUGACCAUGGAGUAUAGCAACAAUUAUCAUGAACAGUGAACCAUUACUGACAGCAGAACAAAAAAUUAUUUAUGAUCGGAUUAUGCUGGCUGUUGCUGCUGAACAAGGCGGUUUUUUUUUCUUGGAUGCACCCGGUGGAACCGGUAAGACAUUUUUAAUAUCGUUGAUUCUUGCCAAAAUACGGUCGCAACAAAAAAUCGCAUUAGCAGUAGCAUCGUCAGGCAUUGCGGCUACUUUACUGGAUGGUGGGCGAACAGCAUAUUCAACAUUCAAGCUGCCAUUGGACGUUCAUAAUAAACCAGAUGCAAUGUGUAACAUCAAAAAGAAUAAUGGAAUAGCUGCAGUGUUGCGGAAGAGUUCUAUAAUAAUUUGGGAUGAGUGCACAAUGGCACACAAAUAUUCACUUGAAGCAUUAAACAGAACUAUGCAAGAUUUAAACAGCAAUAAUAAACUUUUCGGUGGUGCUAUCUUACUUUUUUCUGGUGACUUCCGGUAGACUUUACCGGUUAUACCUCGCUCUACUUUCGCGGAUGAGAUUAAUGCAUGUUUGAAACAAUCAUUCUUAUGGCGAAGUGUUGAAACACUUCGAUUGACCAUAAAUAUGCGAGUACAAUUGCAAAAUGAUCCAUCAGCACAAAUAUUUUCCGAACAACUAUUGGAUAUUGGGAACGGUAAAAUAGAACUGCAACCAAAUACGCAAUGCAUUAAACUACCAGACAAUUUUUGCACUGUUGUUCAGGAUAAAAAUGAAUUGAUUCAGAGUAUUUUCCCGGAUAUACAGAAUAAUUAUUUGAAUCAUGAAUGGCUUAGUCAACGGGCGAUUUUGGCAGCAAAAAACGUUGAUGUUGACGAAAUUAACCUCCAGAUACAACAGUUGUUACCAGGCGAUCUGAUGUCUUUUAAAUCAAUCGAUACUGUUGUUGAUAAAAAUGAAAGUGUAAAUUUUCCGAUUGAAUUUUUAAAUUCAUUAGAUAUCCCUGGAAUGCCACCACAUAAUCUUCGAUUAAAGAUUGGUUCCCCUAUUAUUCUCCUCCGUAAUUUGAAUCCACCUCAAUUAUGUAACGGUACGCGUUUGGUCAUCAAAAAGAUCACCGGAAACAUUCUUGAAGCAACCAUUUUGUCUUGGAAGUUUAAAGGAAAAGUGGUCCUGUUGCCACGUAUUACGAUGAUACCAUCAGAUUCUACCAUACCCUUCAAAAGGCUACAGUUUCCAAUUCGUUUAGCUUUCGCCAUGUCUAUAAAUAAAUCUCAAGGUCAACAAUGUCCAAUUGUGGUUUAGAUUUGGAAAAUCCAUGUUUUUCUCAUGGGCAACUAUAUGUUGCGUGUUCACGUGAAUCUAUUUGUGUUAGCUAAAGACAGGUUAACCAAAAACAUUGUGCACCGAUUGGUGUUAAAUUAAAUUGAAAUUGAAAGUAUUUAUAAUUCAAAAAAAUAGAUAUUAAUGUUUAAAAGUUUAAGACUGUCUGCCUUGCCUAUCUCAUUCAUGAGUUUAAGCGUCACAUGUUAUUUACUGUAUUAUACUGUAAUAUACUUAUAUUUGUUAUAAAAUUAAAUAUAUACCAACAUAUUUUAUGUAUACCAACAUCAACAUUUUCGUCUUUGUUAGUAAAUAAUUUAAUUGUACUAAAGGGUUAUAGUAGUAGAAAGUCAAAUAAGGAGAUCACCAUAUUUUUUUACAAAUACCAUCUGUGUGAAAAAACAUAGUGGACUCCGUGACUGAUGUUCUCUUAUUGUUCCUCUUAAUGUAAUAUAACAAAAACUUUAGCCACAGCAACGCGUGGCCGGGUCAGCUAUUAUUUAUAAAUUUUUAAAUUAUUAUACAUACGGCUACUACUUUCACUGGCUCGGUAACCAACUAUUUCAGCUACUUUUGCUGAAGCAGUGAGGCAGCAAAUUUAUUAAAAGUUAUUGAUUCACGGAACAACGAAUUAUGAACUUCGUGGUGCUGUCUGUUUUCAUCGUGGUAAGAGUGGUUUAAGGACUUCAAUUGGGCACUAUAUAUAGCAUAUUAUGUAAAAAGAAGCAAUGGUCGUCAAUGGGAACUUUUCGAUGAUAUGAAAAAAAAACCUGUUUCAGUUAAGGACACAACAACCAUAAUGUGUGAAUUUUGGUUUAUACAGUUUGACAAUUUAUUUGUUGUAUCUUUUAUUAUAUUUAUUAUUUUAACUUUUGUAAUUAUUAUUUUAAAUAUUUAACAAUAAAUAAGAGUAAGAUAAAUAUUUUAAAAAUGUAA